AUGAACUCGCUCACUUUGUUCGCUGCUCUUUUCCUCGUGUUCUCCGUGUCGGCUGCUCCGGCAGACUUGGCUGCCGAUGGUUCCCCCGAUCCGUCCGAUUCGACGCCCACCGCUGCUCCAGUUCCCCCGGUCGCCACUUCCAUCUCAACCGUUGCGGUCAGUAACAACGGAGACUUGGUCACAACUCCAGCCCCCACCCAGCCAGUGCCAGCGAACAAUGGAACUUCGGUGACGACCGUCGCUCCAAUCAAUCCAAACUCCACGGUCACUCAAGUGUCCUCGACGACAUUCGGUAAGUUCCUUACAAUGUUUUUCAUAGCCAACUCUGAAAUAUUUCAGCAACGACGACACAGUCCGCGCAAGGAGCUUCCCUCUUCCUUUCGCUGGUGCCAAUUGCUCUCUACCUCAAACUCUGA
Caenorhabditis sp. 36 PRJEB53466 is the source of this 416-nucleotide messenger RNA. The record is from the annotation of a GenBank genome assembly. Lineage: Eukaryota; Metazoa; Nematoda; Chromadorea; Rhabditida; Rhabditidae.